Chara braunii is the source of this 2308-nucleotide messenger RNA. Lineage: Eukaryota; Viridiplantae; Streptophyta; Charophyceae; Charales; Characeae. The record is from the annotation of a GenBank genome assembly.
UCCAGAAUUGUGAGAGAAAGCGAGGAUCACGGUCACUGAUGAUGUUCUCAGGGAGGCCAUGAUGGCGAGCAACGUGGUCAAAGAAGAGUGUGGCGACGUCUUUGGCACUAUGCGAGGUCGUGCAAGGGAUGAAGUGGGCAUGUUUGGUCAAGCGGCAAACAAUGACGUAGAUGCAAUCAUGCCCACGGUCGGUCUUGGGAAGGCCGCACACGAAGUCCAUGGAGAUGGACUGCCACCGGAUGGAGGAGACGAUGGUGUUGUCAGUGCGGAUGGUGAAGUAUUGCCCGUCGAGGUACGGGCGCCAGACUGUGAGGGCGUGAAUCACGGCGAGGAGUUCCUUCUCGUUGGAGGGGUAAUUCAUCUCCGCGGGAAGGAGUUUCUUGCUAGCGAAGGCGAUGGGAUAUUCGCCAGGUGGAGCCUCGGGGUGAGUGGGGGAGUUCUUGAUGGAGGGGGUAUCGACGGUGUCACGAGGGAAAUGUUGGGACAGUACGGCUCCAAUGGCGAAGUCGGAGGCGUCAGUGGUGACAUAGAAGUGGCGGGUGGGGUCGGCGAUUUUGUGGACGAGGGCCGUGAGGACUUGGCGGAGGUGCUGAAGGUGAGACUCGAAGGUGGGGUUGAAGACAAGGAUGUCAUCAAGGUAGAGGACGACACAGACUUCGAGGAGGUUGCGGAAGAUGUGGUUCAUGGUAGAUUGGAAGGUAGCGGGGGCAUUGGUGAGUCCGAAUGGCAUCACGAGGAACUCGUAAUGCCCGAACCGAGAGCGGAAGGCGAUCUUGUGGGUGUCCUCCUCGCGGAUACGGAUCUGGUGGAAGCCACUACGAAGGUCGAUCUCGGUAAAGUACUUGGCUCCACGGAGACGAUCAAGGAGCUCGGAAAUCCGAGGUGUGGUGAACUCGUUCGAGGUAGUGAUGGAGGUGGUGUCUUCAGGGGUGAUGUGGUGGAAAAAGCGGGUGCGGGAGGGGGCGGGCGCGGGCUGGUGGUGGGGGUGGAGGAGUCGAUCGUUGUGAAGCGUGCGAGACAGGAGGUCAGCAAGGGGCAUGUUGGGUUCGUGGACGAGGGCGGUUGCAAGGUCUCUGUGGCAUACUCGUUUGAUGCGGGAGAUGAACGCAAAGUCGGGAAUGACGGUGGUGGGGAGGUGGUGGCGGAGGGAGCGGACGUAUUGGRCGAAGCGGUCCGUGGGACCGGUCCGUGGGACCGGUCUGGCGAAGGUGGCAGAAUUGUUCAAGGUGUAGUCGAGUUGGUUGUUGUCCUCAAGGAGGUAGUUGGGGGGGAGUUGUGGCAUUGCGGGGUAAACCCCGGAGGUGACUUGGGAAUCGGUGGGACGGAUGGUGGGGAUGGUGGAGGUCGUCAUGAUGGGUUGGGGAAGGGUAUGAGAGUGCGGGGAGGGAAGAGGGGUGACGUGGAUGGGCGAGGAAUGGGUGUGUUGGAUGCGCCGGAUGAGGGAGGAGGUGGGGGGAACAAAACGGUGGUGGAGGUUGAGGAGGAAGGGUUGGUGGCUAUGGCGGUAGAGGUGGUAGGAGUGGAGGAGGUCGGCGAGGGGGUGUUGCUAGAGGCGGCUGUUGAGGAGGGAGUGGUUUGCGUUGUGGAGGAGGAAGUGGUUUGCACUGUGGAGGCGGGAGGUGGCCAUGGUGACGACCGUGAUGGAGGGGUUGUCCCCUUCGAGCGUGGUGACGCGGUCGGAUAUGGACGACACGGUGGCCUUUAUGUCGUCCAGAGAGGUUUGGAAGGUAUUGAGUGCGUGGAGGAUGGCGAAGAGGUAGGAGGUGGCGGUGUUUGCUGGUGGUUGUUCGCCUGCGAGGUUGCGGGCGAUGCUAUCGACCGAGUCGGUGCGGAUGUCAGACAUGUUGAUGGAGGAUGCGGUCAUGUCGAGGGAAGAGGGGGUGGAGGACGUGGCCGGAACGGAUGUGGAGGGUGCCGCAGCAACGGUGGCGGCGGCAGCAGCGGAGGCGGCAGCGACGACGCGUUGGGAGUUCUUGGUUUGGCGUGGUGGCAUGUGGAGAUGGGGGGGACAAUUCCUAUGUACAAGAAUAGAGUGUCAUCAAGUGAUUUAGCAAUAAAGGUAGCAGAGAAUCGCAAAGCAAGAAUUAAUUUUGAAUAAAUUAUUUUUAAUUUAUUCGAAAUGGAUUCGCGAGUGUAUUUUUUAAGAAAAUACAAAAGCGAAAUUUUUAGGAAUUUCCAAAUGAAGAAAAAUAAUAAUUAAUUCCAAGAAAAAUAAAUUCCGAUGAAAUUUAUUCGGAUUUACGUUCGGGGUAAAAUUUUGUAAUUUCGAAAAGGGGUGAUUAAUUCCGAGUAAAAGAGAUUAAUUCAG